Danio aesculapii is the source of this 3189-nucleotide messenger RNA. It is a transcript of the gene xrn2, whose product is annotated as 5'-3' exoribonuclease 2. The coding region runs from base 134 to 2989 and encodes 951 amino acids. Gene Ontology annotation, cellular component: nucleus. Gene Ontology annotation, molecular function: RNA binding; 5'-3' RNA exonuclease activity. Gene Ontology annotation, biological process: nuclear-transcribed mRNA catabolic process. The record is from RefSeq and is a predicted model, not a curated record. Lineage: Eukaryota; Metazoa; Chordata; Actinopteri; Cypriniformes; Danionidae. The transcript has 31 exons.
AUUACGCACAUUGCUGGGUAAAUAAGCUGCGUGCGCUGUGUUUGAUAGCUGUUUUCAUCCCUCUGCGUGUUUCACUGUUUUUAAUCGAUUUUAAAGUUGCUCUCUUGUUCAAAAGUGCUGUAUUUUACGGGAGAUGGGAGUCCCCGCGUUUUUCCGCUGGUUGAGUCGGAAGUAUCCGUCGAUAAUUGUGCACUGCCUGGAAGAGAAGGCCAAGGAGUACAAUGGAGUUAAAAUCCCAGUUGAUACCAGCAAACCCAACCCAAAUGAAGUGGAGUUUGACAACCUGUAUCUGGACAUGAAUGGAAUUAUCCAUCCAUGCACACAUCCUGAGGACAAGCCAGCACCAAAAAAUGAAGAUGAGAUGAUGGUUGCCAUUUUUGAAUACAUCGACCGUCUCUUUAACAUUGUUCGACCGAGACGGGUUCUGUAUAUGGCAAUUGAUGGUGUGGCUCCUCGUGCCAAAAUGAACCAACAGCGUUCCAGACGCUUCCGGGCGUCUAAGGAAGGAGUGGAGCUCACGGAAGAGAAACAGAAAAUGAGAGAAGAAGUGAUGGAGAGAGGUGGUUACCUUCCACCAGAAGAAAUUAAAGAGCGUUUUGACAGUAACUGUAUCACACCUGGGACCGAGUUCAUGGAUAACCUGGCCAAAUGUUUGCGAUAUUAUGUUGCAGACAGACUGACCAAUGACCCCGGAUGGCGUAAUAUCACAGUUUUCCUGUCGGACGCCAGCGUUCCUGGUGAAGGAGAGCAUAAAAUUAUGGAUUACAUCAGGAGACAGAGAGGUCAGCCAAAUCAUGACCCAAACACGCAUCACUGUCUCUGCGGAGCUGAUGCUGAUUUGAUUAUGCUGGGUCUGGCAACACAUGAACCUAACUUCACCAUUAUAAGAGAAGAGUUUAAACCCAAUAAACCCAGACCCUGUGCUCUUUGUAGUCAAAUGGGCCACGAGAUUAAAGACUGUCAGGGUUUGCCAAGAGAAAAACAGGGCGAGCAUGAUGAGUUUGCAGACACCAUUCCGGUAUCCGAACAGGAGUUUAUAUUCAUCCGACUGGCUGUGCUGCGAGAGUAUCUGGAGAGGGAGUUGACAAUGGCCAGCCUGCCCUUCCCGUUCAGCUUUGAGCGGAGCAUCGACGACUGGGUGUUCAUGUGUUUCUUUGUGGGAAAUGACUUCUUGCCCCACUUACCGUCUCUUGAGAUCAGAGAGGGCGCCAUCGAUCGUCUGGUUGGCAUCUACAAAGAUGUUGUGCAUAAAACUGGGGGCUAUUUAACAGAAAACGGCUUUGUCAAUCUGGAGCGUGUUGAGCUCAUUAUGCAAGCCGUAGGGGUGGCAGAGGACAACAUCUUCAAAAAGCGCAAGGAAGACGACGAGAGUUUUAAGCGGAGAAUGAAGGAUAAGAAGAAACGGAUGAAAGCAGAGCAGCGUCCAUCAUUUCUCCCCGGGGGUCAGUUUGCUCCUCACGCUCUGGGUGGCAGAGAUCGACCAAUGGCAGUGCAGAACGCCAGACAUGCAGCAUUCGAAAUGAGGAUGCAGGGAAACCAGCGCAAUCAGGAUGCAGCUCAGUCCUUGAGAGCCAUGAUGAGAAAUGGGAAGGGUUCUGGUGAAUCCAGUGACAGCAUGGACAAUCGUGGUGUAAAGCGUAAAGCUGACGACAGCGACAGCGAACCAGAGCCUGAAGAUAACGUCAGGUUAUGGGAGGACGGCUGGAAGCAGCGUUACUACAAAAAUAAAUUCGACGUGGAUGCGACGGACGACGAGUUUCGUAAGAAAGUGGUGCAGUCGUACGUGGAGGGCCUAUGCUGGGUGCUCCGCUACUACUAUCAGGGCUGUGCAUCCUGGAAGUGGUAUUUUCCCUUUCAUUAUGCUCCGUUUGCCUCCGACUUCAAAGACAUCAAGGGCAUGUUCAGUGAUUUCGAGAAAGGGACCAAACCGUUUAAACCCCUGGAGCAGCUGAUGGGUGUGUUUCCUGCCGCCAGUGGAAACUUCCUGCCCACAACAUGGAGAGCUCUGAUGUCAGACCCGGAAUCCUCCAUCAUUGAUUUCUAUCCCGAUGACUUUGCCAUUGAUUUGAAUGGGAAGAAGUACGCCUGGCAGGGUGUUGCUUUGUUACCGUUUGUGGACGAGCGACGGUUACGGGCAGCAUUAGCAGAGGUCUACAAUGACCUGACCCCAGAGGAAGUGAGGAGGAACAGUUUGGGAAGUGAUGUGAUGUUUGUGGGAAGGUCCCACCCUCUUUGCGAUUUCAUUCAGGAGCUCUACCGUGCAGAAUCUCACACGGUUACUGAGAUCCCUGCAGAGUUUUGCCAUGGAAUCCAAGGUAUAUUAAAUCUAGAUGAAGACCCUAUUCUACCAGAUAAACUAGUGGAGUCUCCAAUCCCAGUGCUGAGAGACAUCAGCAGCAACUGCUCUAUUGGAAUCAAAUUCAAGGAUCCGCAGUACGGCGAUGGCUUUGUGUUCAAGGCUGUUAUCCUGCCAGGGGCUAAGAUCCCUAAUAAGGUACUGAAACCAGGCGACUGGGAGCAAAGUAACCGCGGCCCAUGGAGACCACAGCUGGGAUUCAACCCAAACCGCCAACAAGCCCAUCUGGACCAAUCGGCUUUCAGAAAACUCAAUCACCAUGUGGGCAGAAAUGAUGGGCCGGGUAACUAUGGCUCCGGUCCGCCUUCUGAUGCUCAUCGUAGGGGCGGAGCUUACAGCAGUGCCCCGCCCCCCAUGAACUAUCACCAAGGAAACUACCGUCCCCCUCAAAGAGACCACUACUCUCAAAGCCAGUAUUCCAGACAGCCUGCCAUGAACACUGGGUCAUAUCCCAGGUUCCAGCAAGGAGCAGCACACGGUUGGGAUCGAGCCAUGCAGAACCAGGGCUCUUCAUACCAGCAGAACCAGCAGAGGGGACGAGGAGACUGGAGACCCCAACAAAACCAGCAGGGCUUCAAUUCUGGACGUGGCUACGGAUUGCCUCCAGCCUCACGAAGAUACAACUGGAGCUAAGCUCAGUCUGAUGAGGAAAAAAAUGCAACUCAUUUUCUAUUCCAAGCAAACAUUGUCUCCUUUUUUUUUUUGGCCUGUUCAUUUGUAAACUUGUUUUUUUUUCUCUCUCUCUCCUUGUUUUACCGAUCAAAUGUUCUUAUAUGUAUUCACUUUUAAGAAUAUGCUGUAAAGCUUGUGAAAUACACAUGAGACAAGCCUGG